UGUGUAUAAAUAUUGGACAAGCCAAUAAAAAAGUUUGGUUAUCCUUGAACGGAAAAAUGUUGACAACACUCUCCCGCUUUUCCUUGCUGAGAUUCCCGGCUGCAAUUAAUACGACAGCAUCUCACUUCCACACAUCCCCUGUUUGCAAUGAAAUUCGGAAGCUGGCCCGGUUGCGAGUUGUGGACAACAGUGAGAUUGGGAAGGCUGCAAUGAUGGAAGGAAAGCCUCCACGAUGUAUUCAUGUGUACAACAAGAGACAGGUGGGAUUAAUCGGUGACAAGGUGCUCGUAGCCAUUAAGGGACAGAUGAAGAAGGGAGUGCUCGUGGGGCUCAAACAGAAGCAGAAGAUGAAGGUUCCCAAAUUCGAUAGCAACAACAUAGUCCUCAUUGAUGACAACGGAACCCCACUGGGUACGCGCAUUCACGUUCCCAUCCCAACGAUCCUGAGGACAAUCUUGAAGGAGAGAACUCACAACAAAGGCACGGACUACACAAAAGUCCUGGCCAUUGCCACGAGAUUUGUCUAAAAGAAAUUCAAUUAUUUAGUUAUUUUUCGUAAUUAAAAAUUUUAAAAUAUUUAAAAA
This is a messenger RNA of Lutzomyia longipalpis, 584 nucleotides long. RefSeq names its product 39S ribosomal protein L14, mitochondrial (gene mRpL14). Gene Ontology annotation, cellular component: ribosome; mitochondrion. The coding region runs from base 57 to 527 and encodes 156 amino acids. The record is from RefSeq and is a predicted model, not a curated record. NCBI's taxonomy places the organism in Eukaryota, Metazoa, Arthropoda, Insecta, Diptera, Psychodidae. Gene Ontology annotation, biological process: translation. Gene Ontology annotation, molecular function: structural constituent of ribosome. The transcript has 2 exons.